UACCAAAAGGUGCGUGUCUUCUGGUUAGUAGCCACAAGGGGGCUCCUUUUGAUCGCCGGUCAGUCCACUUCGAGGCGAAGAUAAACCUUGCUGGGUUUCUGGACCUUACGUUCCGCCUGGCUUUUAACAUUGGGAGAGGGGAGCUACGUACAGAUGCAAAAAGCACUUUUAUUAAUAAAUUCAUGUUGGAGAGUUCGGAAAAUGUUUGUGGAGACGUUCAUUCGUAAUAGGAACUGAUGAUUAGAGUGUAAGGAGUGAUUGAAUUUUCAACACGACCCAUGCAACCAUGAAAUUGUAGUUCCGUGCGUAUUCGCCUACACUGUUUGUUCAAUUCCUCGUUUGUUUUCGAAUGUUAUUAUCGUAGCGACAGCAUGUGGUUUGUCCAAGUGGACUUUCCGUCCGAAUUCCAUUCCAGCGCUCCUGACAUUUUUGAAGGGUGCUAAACACCUUUUUGAGGGGUGGGGCUAUAUUUCAUAACUCUUCCUGUAUUCGUACUAGAAUGACUAAGCCCAAGAUGUAGUCGGAGCUGUACUGGUGGAAAACAUCGCUACGUGUUUUCGUUAUGAACUCGUCCCGACAGACGUAGGACCUUCUCGAGUUAGCUUAGCUUCCUAGCUGCAAACUAGAGAGGCGCUUGUUAGCCACACAACGCUCAGCAAGGGAACGAGUCCGAGUAUCAAGUGUUGAUUAUCUUUUGAAAAUGUGUGCAAAGCGCGUGAAAGCAGAACAGUCAGAGGAGGAACUCUCUGGAACUAAAAAAGCGGAGCGUCAACGGAUGGCCGCUGUUUUCAAGAGGCCUCAACAUGUAACACGCGGAGAAGACGUCUGUGAAGAAUUUCUUGCUUCUGAGCAGCCGGAGCAGGAGCCCUUUCAAACAAAUGAGGAGGAAGAGCCAGAGCUCUGCUGCAGCAAAGAGAAAGAGCAGGAGGCUGAAGCCACCGACUUUCCAUUGACCGUCAUAAAAAGUGAAGGUGAUGACGAGGAAGGAGGUGGUGGAGAUCACUGUGGCGGAUCCCAACCAGACAGCCUCUUAGCUCCACUAUCAGAUUGUGAUGACAUAAUGUCACAGUCCUCCGACGCUGAUCAGGAACACUCAAAAGGUGAGAUGAAAUGUCGCGCUGACAAUAAACACAUGAAAUGUUCGCAGUGUGACAAAACAUUUGUCAACAAGUCAGCGUUGAAAAGACACACAAGAACCCACACCGGUGAGAAACCUUUUGCAUGUUCGAUAUGUGAAAAAAGGUUCUCCAUGAAGGGACAUUUAAGAACACACACAAGAACACACACUGGAGAGAAACCUUUUUCCUGCUCAGUUUGUGGCAAGAGAUUCACUCAGAAGGGACAUUUGAUCGCGCACACAAGAACACAUACAGGGGAAGACACUUUUGUCUGCUCAGUAUGUGGUCUCGUCUUAACUCAAAAGGUGAGUUUAACAAAUCACAUGAGGACACACACUGGAGAAAAACCUUUUGCUUGCCCAGUAUGUGAUCUUAGACUGACUCAAAGGGCUCACUUAACAACUCACAUGAGGAUACAUAAAGUUGAGAAACCUUUUGCCUGUACAGUUUGUGAAAAACAAUUUUCCGUCAAGGGAAGUUUAGUUAGGCACACAAGAACGCACACUGGAGAGAAACCCUAUGCUUGCUUAGUUUGUGGUAAAAAAUUCUCCAUGAAGGGACAUUUAAUAACGCACACAAGAAUACACACUGGAGAGAAACCGUACGCCUGCUCAGUCUGCGACUUCAGCUUCAGUGACAAUUCCGCUUUGGUUCGACAUUUGAGAACACACACCGGUGAGAAAGCAUUCGGUUGCAGUGGCUGUGAUCAACGAUUUGCUUAUAAGUAUCAGAUGGACAAACACGAGUGUGCUGGGAAGAAGAGCGCCAAUCAUUGAAUCCACCCAUCCAUCUAUCAUGAGUGACCAAUCUUUUUAAAACUGAGCCACUUCCUGGGUACUGAUUGAUAGACACUUCUGAAAUAACAAGUAGAGUAUGCCCAAAUAACCUUGAUGUGUUAUUAUGAAUCGUUUACCAUAUUUGUUUUUGGGACGACACCGAUCAUGUUCACGAUUGCUCACAAUAAUUAGGAAAGAACACUUUAACGCUUUAUUUUGAUAAAUCUCUGCCAGGUAUCAUAUUUUGAUCACUUCUACAAUGUUCCUGGAAAGUCACAACAUCCCAUCGGUGGUCAUUGCUUUACGGUCUCUCACGCGAGAUGGAAAAAAUGUAAAGAAAAAGAGCCUUGGGUUGUGAAAUUAUGUGAAUUGUCAAUUCAUGGAAAAUAAAUAUGAAUGAACCAAC
Molecule: messenger RNA, 2300 nt
Organism: Hippocampus zosterae (dwarf seahorse)
Lineage: Eukaryota; Metazoa; Chordata; Actinopteri; Syngnathiformes; Syngnathidae
Product: gastrula zinc finger protein XlCGF7.1-like
Exons: 2
Coding region: 701-1894 (397 amino acids)
Biological process (GO): regulation of transcription by RNA polymerase II
Cellular component (GO): nucleus
Molecular function (GO): RNA polymerase II cis-regulatory region sequence-specific DNA binding; DNA-binding transcription factor activity, RNA polymerase II-specific
Source: RefSeq, a predicted model, not a curated record